AUUAAACUAUUGACUACUACAAAACUAUUAAAAGCUCGGAUACUCAUCAUUAGGUUGGUCGAAACUAAUCUAUUUAUGUUGAACAGUGAGGGGUAAAUCGACUAAAAAUAACGUAUUGAACAUGUUUGUCUCUAGCCAGGUUAAACCCUAUUUUCAGAGACAAACAGAAGUAAAUUAAGUAUUGGCUGCGUUCUUUUAAAACCUCUAGUUAGCACGUGCUCUUUUUUAAUUAAUUGUAAUGGUUGUAGCUAAAUUGUCUUAUCUUCGCUUGUACUAAGUAACAUUUUUUUAUAAUCCAGAUUUUUUAUGAAUAUAUACAUAGGUGAUGACCGUAACCUUCUUAAAUUACAAGUCUACAGUUUGUAUUAAAUAGCAAGAGAGGUAUUCCGAGGGAGAAAGCUUAUCUGAAGACGACUUUAAAUAAAACCAGUAAUCAAAUCAGCGGGUACUUGAAAAAAAAUCACUUUAUUAUUAUUUUCUGAAUGCAGCUAAACAAACCAUAGACUUUUUGGAUAUAGAAUCAGGUGAUCAAUCAAUUUUGAUGGCUGUCAUUAAAAUUCGUCUACUGUCAACAGACUGUGUUUAUCAAAAUAGAAAACAAAAGAUUAAAAAACUAAUUUAUUCAUUUUUCAUGAAGACAUCAAUGAAAAAUGGCUUCAUUCCUAUGCUUUAUUUGCCAUAACACAGUGAACUCGGAUACUAAUGAUGUUACGCGGGAAAAAUACAGGGAAAUCAUUGGUGUUAACUUAUGUCCCGACUCCAACCUGUGUUACGUUUGCCAACACAUGCUGAAUAAACUCUGGUUAUUUAAAUCUGUAUGUUAUAAAAGAAGUUUGGAAUAUCCGGUAUUGUUUAGUGAAAAAGGCACAAUAAAUCUUCAAACCAAUGAAAUACAGACAAUUAUAAUAUGUCCCGAGGACACUUGUCUCCCUGACAACACCCACAGAUACACGGACAACCAAGAUUACAACAUUAAUAAUGAUUACUUAAAACUAGAACAUGAUCACAAUGGAAUGCAAGAUUACUUCCAAAAUGUAACCGUUCAAACUAAAGAUCAAAACGAAGAUCAUUUUGAAAAUGAUCUUAUCAACGAAAUGAAACGCGACUCUGAAAUUGAAAAUGAUCAUUCUUGUGUUGAUUUUGAUAAUGAUAAGUUAGAUGAUGGUAUUGUAAGUGAUAAAUUGGUCGGUAAUCCUGAAAAUGAUUUUGAAAGUAAUAAGCCUGCUGAUCAUUUUGAAAAUGAUCAAGUUGAUGGCUUUGAUUGCGGUGAUGAUGGUUUUGAAUUUGAAGGGAAUGGUGAUGAAGUUAAAGAUGAUGUUAAUUAUGUGUGUUAUGAUGAAGAAAGAAGUGAAUGUUUGACGGAAAUUAAAAAUGAGGAAGCCAUUGAUAAAAGUGAUACAACAAAAAAGAAAUCAAAAUCGAAGAAGAACAAAAACAAAGAAUUUGAGAAGAUAGUACUGACAGCAGAAGAGCAGAAAGCAGAGUUAGAAACGCAGAGAAGGAGCAAGAAGUACGUAGAAGCAGAGUUCAAGUGCUAUAGCUGUGCCCUAGGGUUCCUAUUUAAGGACACUUACCAAGCACACAUGAUGAGGCAUGAAGAGUCCAACGGCGAGUACCUCUGCCGCCUAUGUUCCCUCCGCUUCGCGACUCGCGCCGUGUUGCGCUCUCACAGCGCGCAGCACUCCGUCCUGUACCGCUGCCGCACCUGCAGCCAGGUCAUGAGGAUCCGCCAGACACACACGCACUCACGACACUGCCAGAACAAGGUGUCGGAGGCUACUUGCCAUUUGUGUGGCAGGGUGUUUCAGGACGGUCGUGGUCUACAGCAACAUCUCAAACGGUUUCACAUGACGAAAACGAGUAACAGGACUUAUUCGUGCAACAUCUGUGGACAGACGUAUUCCAAUCAGGCAGCAGUCAGAACACAUAUGAUAAAACACAUCCAUCGUAAGUUCUCGUGCGACCAAUGCCCCUCAACGUUCAGCAGUCCUUACACUCUGACACAGCACAAGAAGAAGCACAGCAUAGAACAGAAGGAACACAUGUGUACCACUUGCGGUAUAGCAUAUUCUAGCAGGAAGAGUCUUCUGGCGCAUAAGAGGAAUUCUAUAAACCAUCAGAAGAGACCCCACGAGUGCCCUGUCUGCAGCCGGGCCUGCCCCAACGCGCGCUCGCUCAGCUCUCACGUGGCCAGCGUGCACUCCUCCAGCAAGGACUACAAGUGUCCCUCCUGCGACGCCAGGUACUCCAACCGCAAGUCUCUGGUCAGACACACUCGGUCACACGACACACCGCCUGUCGUCAAACCAGCUGUGUGCCAUCUCUGUGGGAAUACUUUUAAGGGCAAAAGCAAAUUGAACCGCCAUCUUAAAGAAGUCUGUGAAAAAGACAAAUUAGAAGAAGAACUAUCAUUAUAUUAUAAUCAACAGAAUCCUAUAGAAAAUACUAUUUAAGUUAGCUUCAAAACGUCACUUAAAACUAACAAUUGUAUUGUGCAAACUUAUUCCGUAAAAAAAAAUUGUUUAAGAAGGUUAUUAAAGAACUAGCUUUUCGCCCGCGUCGAUG
Messenger RNA from Trichoplusia ni (cabbage looper), 2565 nucleotides. RefSeq names its product PR domain zinc finger protein 5-like. Gene Ontology annotation, biological process: DNA-templated transcription. Gene Ontology annotation, cellular component: nucleus. The transcript has 9 exons. The coding region runs from base 651 to 2453 and encodes 600 amino acids. Lineage: Eukaryota; Metazoa; Arthropoda; Insecta; Lepidoptera; Noctuidae. Gene Ontology annotation, molecular function: zinc ion binding; nucleic acid binding. The record is from RefSeq and is a predicted model, not a curated record.